Penicillium samsonianum is the source of this 831-nucleotide messenger RNA. RefSeq names its product aminoglycoside phosphotransferase family protein. Bases 1 to 831 code for a protein of 276 amino acids. The transcript has 3 exons. The record is from RefSeq and is a predicted model, not a curated record. Gene Ontology annotation, molecular function: protein kinase activity. Lineage: Eukaryota; Fungi; Ascomycota; Eurotiomycetes; Eurotiales; Aspergillaceae. Gene Ontology annotation, biological process: protein phosphorylation.
AUGUCCAACUUCCAAGGUUACUGCAUUCAGCCAGCUGCAUAUCCGACCACUCCCAGCCACGCUCAUGUUCUCAUUGAGGGGUCUCAAACAGGCAGUCUUCGUUUCGUGGACGCGAUGGAUGUCUUUGGUGAGGGUCAGCACUUAGAGCGACAAGAACCCAGUCUCCGGAAGAUCAUACGGGUCGCCAAAGACAGAUUGCUGAAACAUGGACCCUCUCAAGAGAUAGAGGUUGAAGCCGAGAAUAUGCGCUAUAUCUCCGAAAACACGACCAUCCCGAUUCCCCACGUUCACGAGACCCAAAAUCAUGAUGGUGGCAUUAAGUCUAUCUUAAUGGAUUAUAUCGAAGGCCAGACGCUGCAAGAUGCCUGGUCCAGCAUGAUCCCAUCACAAAAGAUGUCCGUUGCGCAGGAACUACAUGGAUAUAUACAGCAACUACGAGGGUUAAAGCACGAAUAUCCCGGACCUUUCAAUCAUAAAAAUAUAUAUCCACGGCGCCCAAUCUACCUCGACGAGUACCUAUUUUCGAGAUUGACGACCUCAGUCCCGGAUCUCGCGCGAAACUAUACGGGAAAUAAACGGUCGGAGGAUAAUAUAGUGUUCACGCACGGUGAUCUGGCACCGAGAAACAUCCUGGUUGACGACCAUGGUCAUGUCACCGCAGUAUUGGAUUGGGAGUUUGCUGGCUGGCACCCUGAAUGGUGUGAAACUGUUAGAGCGUAUACCUUUUGUAACGAUAUUCCUGGCUGGCUUGCCUAUCUAUCGGCUGUUUUCCCGCCGGAUCAUGCAACGGAGUAUAUGGCUGUGGUAUUCGCUAGACAUAUGACACAAUGA